Messenger RNA from Diaporthe batatas, 2202 nucleotides. RefSeq lists its product as uncharacterized. Gene Ontology annotation, biological process: intracellular protein transport; vesicle-mediated transport. Gene Ontology annotation, cellular component: plasma membrane; secretory granule. The transcript has 5 exons. Lineage: Eukaryota; Fungi; Ascomycota; Sordariomycetes; Diaporthales; Diaporthaceae. The record is from RefSeq and is a predicted model, not a curated record. The coding region runs from base 1 to 2202 and encodes 733 amino acids. Gene Ontology annotation, molecular function: syntaxin binding.
AUGGGCGCCUCAAUCAUUCAGAUACAGCAUGAAGUCAUCAUCAACACCCUGAGGGACAUCACCAAGGGCGACUGGAAGGUGCUUGUUGUCGACGAGUUUUCCAAGAAGAUCAUCGAUAAUGUCGCCAAGGAAGAUGAUAUCCUCAACCAGAAUAUCGCCAACAUCGAGCGCAUCGAGGAGAGGCGAGAUAGGAAUCCGACCAUGGACGCUAUAUACUUUGUCUCUCCCAUGCCACACAUAGUCGACUGCCUGCUCGCCGAUUUCGACCAACGAAGGUACCAGAGGUCCUUCAUCGUCCUCACCGAUCUUCUGCAACCAGAAUUGCAACGCCGCCUGUACUCCCACCCGCAAGCUCGAGAACUUAUCGCCGAUUAUCAGAUCCUCAACAUCGACUUCUUUCCCCGAGAGUCCCAUCUGGUCACCUUCCGCGACCCGUGGAGUUUCCCCACGUUAUACCACCCGGGCUGUAAUCAUCUCGUCCGGGAACAUAUGCAGGCAUUGGCGCAGAAGAUCACCAGUGUAUGCAUCUCGUUGGGCGAAUACCCGAAAGUGCGAUAUUACCGACCCCAAAACCCUUCACACGACGCAAGCGUGCUCUGCACCCAUCUCGCCCGCUUCAUACAAGAGGAGCUUGAUAACUACGCGAAAUGGAACCAGUCCUUCCCUCCGGCAUCCAGCAGGCCGACGGGUGUGCUCUUGGUGACGGAUCGGAGCAUGGAUCUCAUGGCGCCUCUAGUCCACGAGUUCACCUACCAGGCUAUGGCCCACGACCUACUGACCAUUAAGGAGGGCGACAAGGUCACUUACCACAUGACCAUCAACGAAGGCCAGGAGAACGCUGAGGAGAAAGACAUGGAACUCCAGGAGAAGGACAAGGUCUGGGUUGACAACAGGCACCGGCACAUGAAGGAUACGAUCGACAAGCUCAUGGGCGACUUCCAGAAGUUCCUCGACGCGAACCCGCAGUUCAACGACGGGGACCAGAAGGUCAGCCUGAACACCAUCAAGGACAUGAUGGCGGGCCUGCCCCAGUUCCAGGAGAUGAAGGAGGCUUACUCGCUGCACCUGUCCAUGGCGCAGGAGAGCAUGAACAUGUUCCAGAAUCACAAGCUGCCAGACAUCGCAUCAGUGGAGCAGACGCUGGCCACCGGACUGGAUGAGGAUCUGCGCAAGCCCAAGAACAUCCUCCAGGAGGUUGUGCGACUGCUGGACGAUGAAGCUAUCACCAAGCCAGACAGGCUGCGCCUGCUCAUGGCGUACUUCAUCUUCCGGGACGGCGUGAUUGAGGAGGAUGUCAAAAGACUCAUGGCCCACUCAGCCCUCGAACAAUCUCAAUGCAACACAGUGAGCAACCUGGAUAUCCUUGGGGCUCGCAUUCUGAAGGGACUCAAGGAAGUCCGGCAGCCACGGCUGCCACUCUUCCCACUUGAUAAGAACAUACAGCUGAACGAGGAGUACGGACUCUCGAGGUUCGAGCCGAACGUGAAGCACAUGCUCGAGCACUUGUGCAAGGGCACGCUGGAUCCCACGACGUUCCCGUACACGAUACCGCCAGCAGAUCCUAAUGAGGAUGUGGUGGCAGGGCAAGGGUCCCUCCGCGCCGCAAAACCGAGCUGGGCUGGUGGAGGACGACGCGUGGCUGACAACCGACAGCGCAUCAUCGUCUUUGUCGCAGGCGGCGCAACAUAUUCGGAGUCUCGAGCGUGCUACGAAGUCUCAGAGAAGCAAAACCGCGAUGUGUUCCUCGUGACGAGCCACAUGGUCACCCCAAAGAUGUUCGCCCGCCAACUAGGCGACCUGUCAGUCGAGAAGCGGCGACUAGACCUCCCCAUGGAGCGCCCCAAGCCGAAGGCACCGGCCCAUCUCUUCGAGCGUGAGCGGCCUCCGCCGCCGCCGAUGCAGACCGGGCCACCACCACCCGCUAAAGGCGGUCCGAUGGGUAUGGCCCCCGGCCAACAGCGCAUUCAGCGCGCACCGCUACCGCCGGGCGCGGGAGGACUCCCGGGGAGACCAGCCCCACCUACACAGCAGAUGUCGCAGAUGUCAAUGGGCGGCAGCCCGGCACCACCAAGGCCGGCGCCCCCGAUGAACGGCGGCGGCGGCGGCGGCGGCAGCUACUCGUCGCCGACACCGCCGCCCGACGACGGCAAGCUGCACAAGAAGGAGAAGAAGAAGCGGAACAUCUUUGGCAUGAAGAAGUAG